AUGUCAUCUAUCAGUGCAAAAUUUAAGUUGGUUAAAGCACCAAUCUAUUCUCAUUGUUUUAACAACGAACGUAAUUUGUUGGCUAUUACUUGUGAGAAUAACUGCUACGUUUAUAAGUUGAACAAUGGUCAAGCAAUUUUAGCUGCCACGUUAGCUGAUCAUGAUAAAACUGUGACUGCUGUUGACAUUUCUGUACACGGCCGUAUUGUAACGUGCUCUCAAGAUCGUAAUGCGAUUGUUUGGGAGCCUUUAUCGGAUGGAUCUUAUAAGCCUACAUUGGUUCUAUUGAGAAUUAAUCGAGCGGCUACGUGUGUUAAAUGGGCAGCAAAUGGCUACAAGUUUGCUGUUGGUUCUUCAGCAAGAAUAAUAUCAGUGUGUUAUUACGAGCAAGAUAACGACUGGUGGGUUUCUAAGCACAUUAAAAAGCCCAUAAAAUCUACUAUUAACACAUUGUCUUGGCAUGAGAAUGGUGUUUUAUUAGCGUGUGGUGGUACGGAUGGGUAUAUUAGGAUAUUCUCGGGCUUUGUUAAAGGUUUAGAUAGCAAAGAGCAGGUUGCAGGUUGUCCCUGGGGAGACAAGUUUCCAUUCGGAGCCUUGGUUGGGGAAUGGUAUCAUGGGGCUUGGAUUCAUGACGUUAAAUGGAGAUCGCAGGCAGAAAAGUUAGCUUAUGUUGCACACGACAGUUCUUUGAAUGUUCUCGACUAUCGCGGCCAGCCUAAACGUGUAGAUAACAUCGACGGUUUGCCUUUCAAAGCUCUGAUUUGGAUCGAUGACCACACGAUCCUUUGUGGAGGUUAUUCGUGUCACCCCGUGUUGUUUACUGAAGAUAAUUCUGGGUGGAAAUUUGCCCGCAACUUGGACAAGACAACUUCUACCGAAAAGCCAACCAGCUUUACAGGUGUAUCCGGUAAUGAUCAAGAAGAGGAGGAGGAGCACUCCUUUGGCAUGUCCGCUCUAAAGAAGUUUAAGGAAUUAGAUUUGAAAGGCAAAAUCAGUGCUCAACAAGAAAGGUCCACCCAUGAGAAUGCCAUCACAUGUCUUUUCCCCUUCUCCGAAACUUCAAGAGGAGUCAGUCAAGUUUCCUCCUCCGGAUUAGAUGGGAAGAUUGUGAUCUUUAAUUUGUGA
This is a messenger RNA of Eremothecium cymbalariae DBVPG#7215, 1125 nucleotides long. It is a transcript of the gene ARC40, whose product is annotated as Arc40p. Gene Ontology annotation, biological process: Arp2/3 complex-mediated actin nucleation. Gene Ontology annotation, molecular function: actin filament binding. NCBI's taxonomy places the organism in Eukaryota, Fungi, Ascomycota, Saccharomycetes, Saccharomycetales, Saccharomycetaceae. The record is from RefSeq and is a predicted model, not a curated record. The transcript has a single exon. Gene Ontology annotation, cellular component: Arp2/3 protein complex; actin cytoskeleton. Bases 1 to 1125 code for a protein of 374 amino acids.